Molecule: messenger RNA, 5228 nt
Organism: Labrus bergylta (ballan wrasse)
Lineage: Eukaryota; Metazoa; Chordata; Actinopteri; Labriformes; Labridae
Source: RefSeq, a predicted model, not a curated record
UCCAGUCUGAGCCACCUGUAGCAGGCAGUGAGUGUACACCCCCGGGGGAAAGGCGUCUGUUCAGUUCCGUUAGAUUCACCGCUACACACGUUUUUAUUAUUAUUAUUUUUUUUACAGGCUGGUCCUCAGUAGACGAACCGUUUUUUUUUGUUUUUUUUUUACAAAGUCGCACCUAGGACUGCAAACAUGUUUCUAAAUCAUCUGUCUGUCGUAUUUCUGCUGGCUGCUGUCGUCAGUGGAAUGACAACAGCAGAUUCAUUUGCACAAACCAGUGUCACCAUUGAUGGGGGUUGGCCAAAGACACAUCCCCAACUCCUCACUUGACACAAACUGCAAGCUCAAAUCCAAGCAGCAAGCCCACAAUCAGCAGUCAUACAGGUUCACCAGCCUCAACCAAAGUGCACGACACAACCUCAGUUGCUACAACAACUGUAGAAAAUGUUAUGACAGAAUCCACUAUUGGACCAACCAAUAGAGACACAACUUCCUCCCAACCAAGCACCGAGUCCAUGACAACAGCUGGAGUCCAGAGCCCUGUGACAAAGAUCAGUCACUCCACCACAGGAAGCCCAAAUGCCUCUCCAUCUGCUUCUACCGGUGCUACAACACUGUCCACAGCAGGCCAACAGAAAAGCCAACCCACCGACACCAGUGAGACUUCUUUUACAACUCUAGAUCGCACACUGACCAGAAAUGACACAACCACAAGUGAGCCAAUGACAAACACCACCAAUGGUAGGACUACAAUACCACAGACCCAGACACAAACCAGCAACAACACAACCACAGUGACACUGAUCUCACAAGCAAGCAAUACAAGACACACAAGUAAUGAUGCAGGUACAACGGCACCAUUGGCACAAACCAGCCUUGGGAUAACAAUGACAUCUAUCACUCACAAUAGCAACAAGACAACCACAAUGACGGCAACAACUCACACCAACAAAGACACAACUACAAUAACAGCCAUCUCACAAACUAGCAACAAUGCAACUACAAUGAAACCCAUCACACUAACCAGCAUUGACACAACAACAUUGAUACCUUACACGCACACAAACAACAACACAAGUAAAGUGACACUUGUCACACAUAGCAGCAGCAGCAACACACAGACGAUGACACCAAACACACACAUUAGCAAAGACACAACCAAAGUGACACUUAUUACGGAAGCCAGCAAUGGCACAUCAACAUUGACACCUGACACAAGAACCACAAAAGACACAAUUACUAUAACACCCUAUACACAAACAAGCAAUGGCACAUCAACAACACCACCAUUGACACACUCAAACAGUGACACAACUGCAACGACACCUAUCCUACCAACCAGCAAAGAUGCAGCCACAUUGACAGCAGUCACACACACAGGCAAUAACACAACCACUAUGACACCACAUACACAAACUAUCAAUGUCACAACUUUAGUGACACCAUUCAGUCAAGCCAGUAUUGGCACUACGACAAUGAAACCGAUCACAAGCACAAGCAAUGGUGCAACAACAAUGACACAAACCCCACAAACAAUCAAUGAAACAACUACAAGCACAGCAGUCACGCACACCAGUAAUGACACAACUACAACACCAGCAAUCACACACGCAGGCAAUAACACCACCACAAUGACACAAACUGUAACCAACACACCGACAAUCACGUCAACUGUUCAGACCAACCACAACACAACCUCGUUUACAGCCACAACACAGCUGAGUCCAUCUUCAGUAGUCACGCACUCCAGCAACAGCACAACAAUAACAAGUACUGUAACGCCUGAUAUGUCUACAACGACUAUAACAAACUCUGCUAACACCUCUCCUGAGUUUCCUGCAUCCUCCACCACACCCUCAUCCUCCACUGUCACUGGAUCCCCACCUGUUUCACCCACCUCCACCUCAAACUCCAGCUCUCUCCCUCCAAACACCUCCCCAGGCAGUAGCACCGCUUCCCCCACUGGAAAUACCACCACCCUUAUUCCCUCAACAAACACCCCAAGAGUGACUGGCAACACUGCAGAAACAACUACUACGACUAAGCCAGCUGAAACAUCCUCAUCCAUCACUUCAACCUCCACCACCCCUCCAGCCUCCGCCACAACUCUAAACUCCACCACCCCUCCAGCCUCCGCCACAACUCUAAACUCCACCACCCCUCCAGCCUCCGCCACAACUCUAAACUCCACCACCCCUCCAACCUCUGCCUCAACUCUAAACUCCACCACCCCUCCAACCUCUGCCUCCGCCACAACUCUAAACUCCACCACCCCUCCAACCUCCGCCACAACUCUAAACUCCACCACCCCUCCAACCUCUGCCACAACUCUAAACUCCACCACCCCUCCAACCUCUGCCACAACUCUAAACUCCACCACCCCUCCAACCUCUGCCACCACUCUAAACUCCACCACUCCUCCAACCUCCUGCCUCAACUCUAAACUCCACCACCCCUCCAAUCUCUGCCUCAACUCUAAACUCCACCACCCCUCCAACCUCCGCCACCACUCUAAACUCACCACUCCUCCAACCUCUGCCUCAACUCUAAACUCCACCACCCCUCCAAUCUCUGCCUCAACUCUAAACUCCACCACCCCUCCAAUCUCUGCCUCAACUCUAAACUCCACCACCCCUCCAACCUCCGCCACAACUCUAAACUCCACCACCCCUCCAACCUCUGCCUCCACCACCCCUCCAACCUCCGCCACAACUCUAAACUCCACCACCCCUCCAACCUCUGCCACAACUCUAAACUCCACCACCCCUCCAACCUCUGCCACAACUCUAAACUCCACCACCCCUCCAACCCCUCCAACCUCUGCCACAACUCUAAACUCCACCACCCCUCCAACCUCUGCCUCCACCACCCCUCCAACCUCCACCAACACUCUAAACACCACCACCCAUCCAAACUCCGCCUCCACUACCCCUCCAACCUCCGCCAUCACUCCUACCUCCAUUACCACUCCACAUUCAAUCGCUACACCUUCCUCUACCACCACUCCGACCUCCACCACCACCACUACUGUACCAACCACCUCUCCAGCCUCCACCAACAUGACAAUCUCAACCACCACUCCAACCUCCAUCCCCAAUCCAACUUCCCUCACCCCCACAACCUCCUCCACCACUCCAAUUGCAACAACUCCAACCUCCCCCACUACAUCAACCGCCACCACCAACAGUAUUGAUACCACCAUCACUGUAACCACCCGGAAACCAACAGAUACCACCACCAACAACCCAAUUACAGCAGCCACCUCCAUUCCUACCCUGGGUCCAUUAGUAGUUUGUCCAUCUGUUCCCUGUCCUUUUGGAAGUGUCUGCCUUAAUGGCACCUGCCAGUGUCUCUCUGGUAGCUUCCUGCUGAAUGGCAACUGUGAACCAGCCCAAGUGUUCCCAGGCCAGCUUCAUCUCGUCUCCUUAACAUUUGAUCCAGAAAUGAGCAACAGGUCUUCAACCUUAUUCCAGACUACAGCAGCUCGUAUAUCAUCAGCUCUCAGAGAUGCCCUUAAAAAUGAGCCUGGUUAUAUACGAUCCGAUGUUGUGCGGCUUGAGCAAGGAAGUGUGCAAUCAACAUUAAAUAACAUCUUUGAAAAAACCGAAGCCACUCAAGAAUCCAUUGAUGAAUUGAUUACGGUGGCCAUAGAAAGUCAGCAGGAUCAAAUGUUGUUUAUAUGGCCUGUAUUAGGAUCAAACUUGUGUGAGCAGGAGCCAUUACCUUGCGAGGAUGCCACUACAACAUGCACAUAUACAAAAGGAAGGGCUGUUUGUUCCUGUAAAGAGGGCUACAUCUCCAUCAUGUACUCAAACACCAGCUGCAGAGCGUGUCCAAGUGGGCAGAGGGCAGUGGGAGACAAGUGCCAACCGUGCGCGUUUGGAUAUGCUGGCUUUAACUGCAAUGAUUCUGCUCUGCUGGCAGUGGUAGUCAUCUCUUGUGUCCUGGGAGGAGUUCUUCUCAUCAUGGUCCUGGCUUUGCUCAUAUACUUCUGCUGUAGGGGAUGCUUAAAGAGCAAGCCAGACCACAGCAGCAGUCCAUAUUCAUCAGGCGAAGAAAACCAGCCCUGGCCCACUGGCAUCACGCCCAUCCCACGGGCCACCACCAACUGGGAUGCAGCUCCGUCUAUAGAGCUGACAGAAGGGGGCAACACUCGAUCCCUCGUAGACCAAAAGCAUCAGACCAACGGAUUGGGGUUUCAGAUGAAGCAGAACGGAUGGAAAAAGACGGGAUCAUACGAUCUCAACCCGGAUGGAUUGAAGACGUUCAAAGGUAAAAAUCCAUCCCGUUACUCGUAUCUGGUUCAAGGCCAUGAGAACCCCUACUUCCUACCUGGAGAUGACAAGAACAACUGAAAGCAUGAGGCCAGUUGGUGAUACAAUCCAUGUUGAAAUGAGAACUAGAUUACUGAUUUGAAGUUUUAAGGUCUGCAGGCACAUUUCCUGAGCAGGACCAGGUUUUUCAACAUUUUUGAACUCACUUGCAUUAAAGGACAAUCACAAAGGACGACUUUAACAGGGAGAAAGCCACCAAAGAGAUUCAUUCAUCUUAGCAAAUAUAUUUUAACAGUGAUGUGUGCAUCAUGUCUGCUCUUUUGACAAGAGCUAAGUGGUGCCGAUUACAACCAGAAGGUGUCACUGUUUCUCUCCUGCUGUUUUUUUAAAGGGACAUGUGUGUUUAUUACGCUUCAAAGAAAUCAUUCUGUAUUCUUUCAAAUGAAGCUUCUGAUGUUGCUCGUUGCACUAAAGUGUGUGUGUUAAGUUUACCGCCAGUUUUAUAUUUAAAUCAAAGGUAAAUUAAAUGUGGGCUUUCUGGGGCUGUUAGAUACUUUUUUAAGAGGUUUGAUUAUUUUAAAAAUGUUUUUAAAUCAUAAAUGACUUAAGGGGCUGGAUCCCUGGGUCAGCAUAUUUUUUAAAGGGACUGAUAAUGUAGCUGAAUACAAACUGUAUUUGUUGAAUCUGUACUUCUACCCCUUUGUGCCUGUUUUCAUUGUCUGCCUGAGAGAAAGGGAAACAUGCAUAGCUGGUGAUGAAGCCUCUCCCAGAUGUGCCAAUUACCACUUGUGUAUAUUUCUUUAAAUCUCUGAUAUAUAUUUAUCCUUGUGUGUAUGAGUCAGUGCACUGUUUUAUAAGUGUGUACAGGUUUUCUGAAGAACUCAAGAUUGCUCGCAGCGAAUGUGUGUGCGCAGCAAAUGUAUGUGUGUGUAUGCAAUGGAAAUAAAUUAAUAUAAAAAA